AUGUCGGGCCGGUCUGCUGGUGCCAAUAACUUCGUCGAGUUCGUGUGCGCAAGUAUCCAUCAGGGUCCCUCCUCUCAACAUCGCCUCAAUCACCACUUUCCACAGUCUCGUGCGACAGUGACAGAGCAUCGUCAAUCAACAAGGCCGGAAGGAGGAGGGAGACCGAAACCACCAGCGCAGCCGGAAGAGUUCGAGCUUAUCGACUACGCAGGCGCAAAAACCCGUUGCAAAAGUGACGCAGAACAGAUCAAACGGCAAGCCAAGCGGGUGGAAAAACUCCGCCGGCUUAACCAAGCAGACGAGAUGAAAUUCUCACAUAGCAUACAGUUCAAUGCCGUUCCGGACUGGAGCUCUUAUUACAUUGCAUACAGCAAUCUCAAGAAGCUAAUAUACCAGCUCGAAAAGACGAUAUACCGCCCGCAGGCAGAGGAAGAUGUCGAAAGCUCCCCCUUGAUCACUGGCGAGGAUCCUGACCUGGUCUUUCAGCGCGCACUCGAUAUCGAAUUGGAGAAGAUAUCCUCGUUCUACCAUAAGAGAGAGGCUGAGAUAAAUAUCGAAGUAGCAGAAUUCCUGAGGGAUGAGGCGGCAUACCGAGAAGAAAGUCAGGAUCAGUGGGAUGGGCCGGAUCAUUCCAAGGCAAUCGCAAGUGGCCGUGGCGACAGGCAACGCCAGGGCAGCAUGUUUCGAAGUUCAGCUUUGAGACCCAGGAGAGCGAGUACAAUCAGUCAAUCAAUAGACGAAGGUGCUGAGGACAGCGAUGAUGAUGAUGACGACGACGACGACGGAGAGCAUACUGCUUUGCAAAAAUCGAUGUCUACAGGGCAGCGACGUAAGAGCUCACUCUAUGAUAGAAGCUCUGGCCGGCCGUUUACCGGUGACGACAUGCGAUUAUCUGGAGAAUUCAACAGAUCAGGGCGGCGGAACAGUCAAAGCUUUGACGAUUACGCAGAACAGGCUUUUUCGACCUUAUACUCCUCUGCCAUCACUUUAAAGAAACGAGCGAUUAGCCUGUAUGUGCAGCUCUGCGAAUUGAAAUCGUUCAUCCAACUGAAUAGGACGGGAUUCACAAAGGUUCUCAAGAAAUACGACAAGAUAUUGGACCGUCAUCUCAAAACUAAAUACAUUGACAAAUUUGUGAUACCCGCCUAUCCGUUUCAGCCGGAUACUAUCAAGCAUGUCGAGGAGAACAUCCAACGAAUGGAGCAGGCCUAUGCUGAGAUCGUUACCCAAGGGGACAUUUCUCUUGCAAAGCAAGAAUUGAGACUGCACCUACGUGAGCAUGUCGUCUGGGAAAGGAAUACAGUAUGGCGAGAGAUGAUCGGAAUCGAGCGCAAAGCCCAGGCUGCGAAUAUGGGAAUUAGAAGGACGUUGCUCGGCCGAGACGAGGACCCCUCCAAUGCCCGUUUACAGGGCGAUGACCUGGAGGUUUCAGCUGUGAAAGAAUUGUCAACCCCUGUGGGACGGAUCAGGGUUCCAACCUGGCUUUACAGCUCCACGAUGCUCACCCUCAUCGGGAUAAUUGCUAUCUUUUUCAUCCUACUGUAUAUUCCGAUCAUGAAGAAGGUCGAACAACAGAACUGCUUAGCAAUGUUGGUUUUCGUUAGUUUGUUGUGGGCGACGGAGGUUAUUCCCCUCUUUGUCACAUCUCUACUUAUACCGUUCUUAUGUGUGGUCUUGAGAUUGGUACGUUCCGAUGACAUGCCUCACCAUCGACUAGAUGCCGCAGCUGCGACAAAAUACAUCUUUGCGGCUAUGUGGACGCCAGUCAUCAUGUUGCUUUUAGGUGGCUUCACAAUUGCUGCUGCGCUGUCCAAGCACCACAUCGCUAAAAGGAUAGCAACAUUCGUCCUGAGUAAAGCGGGAACCAGACCCAGGACCGUGCUAGUUACGAAUAUGUUCGUUGCGGCGUUUGCUAGUAUGUGGAUCAGCAAUGUUGCGGCACCAGUUCUGUGUUUCUCUAUCAUUCAGCCAAUGUUACGCAACCUCCCGUCUGAUUCCAAUAUGUCUAAAGCUGUUAUCCUCGGAAUCGCUCUUGCCUCCAACAUCGGAGGUAUGCUUUCUCCAAUCGCUUCGCCCCAAAAUAUUGUUGCUUUGCAAAUCAUGAGUCCGCAGCCCUCCUGGGGCGCCUGGUUCUUCGUCGUCAUCCCUGUGGGGAUCAUCUCUAUUCUGCUCAUCUGGAUCAUUCUCCUCUUCACAUUCAAACCUGGCCGAGGUACGACCAUCGUUCCUAUUCGGCCCGUAAAAGAUAAAUUUACUGGCGUGCAAUGGUUUAUCUCCCUGGUCACUUUUGGAACCAUCAUACUCUGGUGUGUAAGUCAUCAAUUAGAAUGGUUAUUCGGCGAUAUGGGCGUCAUCGCCAUCAUUCCUCUUCUCCUCUUCUUCGGAACGGGCAUCCUUACCAAAGAAGACUUCAACAACUUCCUGUGGACCAUCAUUAUCCUCGCAGCUGGUGGUCUUUCCUUGGGUAAAGCCGUCAAUUCAUCAGGUCUUCUCCAUGAAAUUGCUUCAGCUAUUACGGAGAGAGUUGAUGGCUUCUCACUAUAUGGUGUACUUGUUGUAUUCGCAACGUUAAUCUUGGUGGUUGCGACAUUUAUCAGCCACACUGUCGCGGCACUUAUUAUCUUGCCGUUGGUCCAUAGUGUUGGCCUGGGAAUGGAAGAACCGCACCCAAAUCUCCUGGUUAUGGGAAGCGCGCUGAUGUGCAGUGCUGCCAUGGGCUUACCAACCUCUGGAUUCCCCAACAUGACUGCUAUUAUGAUGGAAGACUCCCAGACCGGCCAACGAUACUUGCAAGUUAAGCACUUCAUUAGCCGCGGUGUGCCGUCUAGUGUCGUUACGAUGUUUGUGGUUGUUUCUGUUGGUUAUGGGUUGAUGCGGAUCGUAGGGAUGUGA
Messenger RNA from Venustampulla echinocandica, 2892 nucleotides. RefSeq lists its product as uncharacterized. Gene Ontology annotation, biological process: phosphate ion transport; monoatomic anion transmembrane transport; polyphosphate metabolic process. The record is from RefSeq and is a predicted model, not a curated record. Lineage: Eukaryota; Fungi; Ascomycota; Leotiomycetes; Helotiales; Pleuroascaceae. The coding region runs from base 1 to 2892 and encodes 963 amino acids. The transcript has 6 exons. Gene Ontology annotation, cellular component: membrane. Gene Ontology annotation, molecular function: phosphate transmembrane transporter activity.